Molecule: messenger RNA, 2862 nt
Organism: Triticum turgidum subsp. durum (durum wheat)
Lineage: Eukaryota; Viridiplantae; Streptophyta; Magnoliopsida; Poales; Poaceae
Source: the annotation of a GenBank genome assembly
AUGCGUGCGGUGUUGGCAUAUUUUGUGCUGCUCCACGUCGUUCUCCAUUGCCUAGUUAAUACCACACCCCGGGGGCAACGCAACCCAAGCAAUUUUGCCGCAAAAAUUCGCGCGUGUUGUCCGUCGGCGAUGGACCAGGUGCAACGGAAGAGCAUCCUGAGGUCAGCCAAGACGCUGUCGCGGACGCGGUCAGAAGAGCAACCCAUGCUGUCUGACCUCGGUCAGCGGCGGGAGGUGGUUCUGAACAUCGAUGGGAACGGCAACGCUCCCGGCGCGGACGUCGUCGGAGCGGCGGGGAAGCCGACGGCCAGCAGGACGUUGUCGACCGCCGCCAGCUCGCCGGCCCAGGGGUGGGCCGACGCGAGCUUCGACUUCUGGAGGAACGAGGGCGGCCCCGCGCGCCGCGUCGACGACUUCAGCUUCAAGAAUCGGUCGGCGUCACCGCAGCCGCAGGCAUCGUCCCCUUCGAUCUCGCCGAAGAAGAAGGCGGAGGAGGUCGGCGUGGACCCGCCCACGCGACUCAUCGGGAACUUCCUCCGGAAGCAGAAGGCCGCCGGGGCCGAGCUGUUGCUCGACCUCGACAUGGAGCUGGACGACAUCGGGAGGUCGUCACACUCACACGCGUUCUCAUCCAACUCCCGAGAGCAGGAGGCGCCGCGUGUCUCCUUCAAGGACCGACAGAGCUCCUCGUCCUCUUCAUCCGGCUCCGAUUCCGAUACCGGCGGCCGCCGUAGGCCCGCCGGCGAUGACGGAAUAUGCAACACCUCUGCUUCCACUCCAGCGGGACCGAGACCAUUACUGCGAGCCAAGACGCGCUCCCGGCUCACGGACCCGCCGCCGCAGUCACCCGCGGCCGUCGACGAGGAGCGCAAGAAGUCGUCUGCCAUGCGCCCUCCCAAGUCCGGCCAGUUUUCUGGGCGUAUGACCGGCAAAUCCGGCCAGUGGCACAAGUCGGGUCCCAUCGAGGAGGAGGAGGAGGACCCGUUCAUCGACGACGACAUCCCCGACGACUUCAACCGCGGGAAGCUGGACGCUCUCACCAUACUGCAGUGGGUGAGCCUGGUGAUCAUCAUCGGGGCACUGGCGUGCAGCCUCGCGAUAAGGCCGCUGUCACGGAAGCGGCUCUGGGAGCUGCACCUCUGGAAGUGGGAGCUCCUCGUGUUGGUGCUCAUCUGCGGCCGCCUCGUCUCCGGCUGGGCCAUCCGGAUCGCGGUCUUCUGCGUGGAGCGCAACUUCGUGCUGCGCAAGCGCGUGCUCUACUUCGUCUACGGCGUGCGCGGCGCCGUGCAGAACGCGCUCUGGCUCGGCAUGGUGCUCGCCUCCUGGCACUUCCUGUUCGACGAGGGCAUCAACACGGCGGUGCUGCCCUACGUGACCAAGGUGCUACUCUGCCUCCUCGUUGCCACGCUCGUCCGCCUCGUCAAGACGCUUCUCCUCAAGGUGCUCGCCUCGUCCUUCCAUGUCUCCACAUACUUCGAUCGGAUCCAGGAGGCGCUCUUCAACCAGUACGUCAUCGACACGCUCUCCGGGCCACAGCUGGUCGACGAGGACUACGUGAUCGCCGAGGUGCGCGAGCUCCAGCGCGCCGGCGCAGACAUCCCGAAAGAGCUGCAUCCCGCCUUGCCAACCAAGAACCUGUCGGGGCAAAGGGGCACCCGGGUCUCGGGUUUGAUCUCCAGGGGAAUCAAUCCGCUGUCCAAGGAGAAGAAGCGGCGUGAGGCUGAUGAAGGGAUCACCAUUGACAAGCUCCAUAGGCUCAACCAGAGAAACGUCUCGGCAUGGAACAUGAAGAGGCUCGUGAAGAUUGUUCGUUUCGAGACGCUCGCCACAAUGGACGAGCAGAUCCAGCAAGCAACUACAGGGGACGGGGCCGAGUCAGGGACACAGAUUCACACCGAAUAUGAGGCGCAGCUGGCCGCCAAGAAGAUCUUUCACAACGUAGCCAAGCCUGGUUCCAAGCACAUAUACUUGGCAGACAUGAUGCGCUUCAUGAAGCAGGAGGAAGCCAUCAAAGCUAUGCAUCUUUUUGAAGGAGCACAAGAGCACUGUAGGGUCGGCAAGAAGUCUAUGAAGAACUGGGUGGUGAAUGCAUUUAGAGAGCGCAAAGCUCUUGCCCUCACACUUAACGAUACAAAAACAGCAGUUAACAAGCUCAACCAGAUGGCCAAUGUUGUUGUUGGCCUCAUAGUGUUUGCUCUUUGGCUUCUAAUUCUCGGCGUAGCGACGACACAUUUCUUUGUCUUCCUCAGUUCGCAGCUUCUUGUGGCAGUGUUUGUAUUCGGAAAUACCUUGAAGACGAUUUUUGAGGCAAUAAUCUUCUUAUUCGUGAUGCAUCCUUUUGACGUCGGCGACCGCUGUGAAAUUGAAGAGGUUCAGGUCGUUGUGGAGGAAAUGAAUAUCAUGACAACAAUCUUUCUUCGUUACGAUAAUUUGAAGAUCUAUUACCCAAACAGUGUGUUGGCCACCAAACCAAUUUUUAAUUUCUACAGGAGUCCUGAUAUGGGAGAAGGAGUUGACUUCUCUGUCCAUGUUGCCACCCCGCUGGAAAAACUGGCGCUCAUGAAGGAAAGAAUACUACGUUACAUUGACAGUAAGAAGGAACAUUGGUACCCCGGUGCGAUGGUUGUCCUCCGGGAUGUAGAUGACACCAACAAGCUAAAAGUGUCCAUAUGGCUCCGACACACACUCAACUUUCAGGACAUGGGGAUGAGGUUCGUGAGGAGGGAACUCGUGCUCCAAGAGAUGAUCAGAGUCUUGAAGGACCUCAAUAUUGAGUACCGGAUGUUGCCCCUUGACGUGAACGUGCGAAACGCGCCCCCUCUGCAAUCCACAAGGAUGCCGACGACAUGGAAUUAUUCAUGA